GGAUUUAAUAGACUACUUAACUGACUUUUUCGGAGCAUUUUAUGUACCCUCUCUCCUUCAGUACUGUUCCAUUCAAGAACAAACAAAAUGAAUUCAACAGUUGAGCCUGAAUAUUGUCGAUCAACUGAAUUAAAAGCUUUUGAUGAUACCAAAUCUGGUGUUAAAGGACUCGUGGAUGCUGGAGUUACCAAGAUCCCUCGAAUUUUCCAUCAUCCUCCUCAUGCCCUGGACAAUAUUUCACAUGCUGAUACUGAUACUGGUACCAAGCUCAGCUUUCCAAUCAUAGAUCUUCAAGGUGUCGGAAACAGUUCAGUUUCGCGCAAGGAGAUUAUCGAAAAGGUACGAAAUGCGUCGGAGAGUUGGGGAUUUUUCCAAGUUGUUAAUCAUGGGAUUCCCAUCCAUGUUCUUGAGGAGAUGAAGGAUGGAGUUCGUCGAUUUCACGAGCAAGAUACGGAUCUGAAAAAGGGAUAUUAUACUCGCGAUCCAACAAAAAAGGUACGUUAUAACAGCAACUUUGAUUUGUAUAAAGCACCAGCAGCUAAUUGGAGAGAUACGUUGGGUUUUCAAAUGACUCCUCAUCCUCCAAAACCUGAAGAGAUUCCAGCAGCUUGCAGAGAUAUAUUGAUGGAGUACUCCAAGGAAAUAAUGAAAUUGGGAAACUUACUGUUUGAAUUAUUAUCAGAAGCUCUUGGUUUGAAACCUAACCACUUGAAAGAAAUGGAAUGUGAGAAAGGUUUCCUUGUUGGGUGCCAUUACUAUCCACCAUGUCCUGAGCCAGAAUUAACCUUAGGCACAAGCAAGCACGCAGACGGUGACUUCCUCACUCUGCUCCUCCAAGAUCAUAUCGGCGGCUUACAAGUGCUCCAUCAAAAUCACUGGAUCGAUGUUCCUCCCAUGCCUGGUGCCAUAGUGGUUAACAUUGGAGAUCUUCUGCAGCUCAUAUCAAAUGACAAGUUUAAAAGCAGUGAGCAUAGAGUGCUGGCGAACCGUAAAGAAGAAGCAAGAGUAUCGGUGGCAUGCUUCUUUACCACAUAUUUAUUGUCCGUAUCAAGAAUUUAUGGACCGAUUAAAGAGCUAUUAUCGGAACAUAAUCCUCCUAAAUACAGAGAAACUACAGUCAAAGAAUUUAUUGACCACUAUAAUUCUAAAGGCCUUGAUGGAACUUCUGCUUUGCUUCAUUUCAAGCUCUGAAAACUAGCAAUCAAUCAACUUGUACGAUAUAUAAAUAUUGUUUUAUGUACAAUAUAAAGUUUCUUGAACUGGUAUUUCACCUCAUGAAUUUGUAAUCAAGAAGAUAUAACUAAAAAUUAUGUUAAUUGAUGUAAAAAUAUUGUUUUGGGUUAAA
This is a messenger RNA of Mercurialis annua (annual mercury), 1345 nucleotides long. RefSeq names its product 1-aminocyclopropane-1-carboxylate oxidase homolog 1-like. The transcript has 3 exons. The coding region runs from base 88 to 1191 and encodes 367 amino acids. Lineage: Eukaryota; Viridiplantae; Streptophyta; Magnoliopsida; Malpighiales; Euphorbiaceae. The record is from RefSeq and is a predicted model, not a curated record.